Pestalotiopsis fici W106-1 is the source of this 678-nucleotide messenger RNA. RefSeq lists its product as uncharacterized. Gene Ontology annotation, biological process: DNA-templated transcription. The record is from RefSeq and is a predicted model, not a curated record. Gene Ontology annotation, cellular component: RNA polymerase III complex; RNA polymerase I complex; RNA polymerase II, core complex. Bases 1 to 678 code for a protein of 225 amino acids. NCBI's taxonomy places the organism in Eukaryota, Fungi, Ascomycota, Sordariomycetes, Amphisphaeriales, Sporocadaceae. Gene Ontology annotation, molecular function: DNA-directed RNA polymerase activity; DNA binding. The transcript is spliced from 3 exons.
AUGGAAGACGACAAUGGACAGCGUGAAGCUCAGGACAGACUCGCCGCGAGAACCUGGCGCGCUUGGAGAACCGUGAAGCAGAUGGUGGCCGAUAGGGGCUACGAGCUGGCCGAGCACGAAGUCAACAUUUCUUUCGACGACUUCAAGGGCCAAUUCACUGAUUCAGAAGGCUCUGUCAGACGCACCAACAUGAGUUUCCACGCGCGACCCGGCGAGGAGCUGAUCCGACGCAUCUCGGAUCCCUCAAAGAUCGGCACCGUCUACGUUGAAUUCCUUGACGAGAGCAGCUUCGGAACGGAACAGAUGCGAAAGUUUGGCAAGUUCUGCAGUGAAAACCACCACAGAGUUGGCAUCAUUGUGUCCCACGUCGCUGUCUCAUCGGCAGCCAAGAAGGAGGUAGCAAAGUGGAAGGAAUGGACCGACAUUGAGUGGUUCUUGGAGGACGACCUUCUCAUCAACAUUACUCACCACGACUUGGUACCGCGCCAUAUUGUUCUUUCCAGGGAGGAGAAGUUGGCCCUGCUCAAGCGCUACCGCCUCAAGGAGACUCAGCUGCCCCGUAUCCUCAUGAGGGAUCCGGUAGCCAAGUAUUAUGGAAUGACGAGGGGUCAAGUUGUCAAGAUUGUCCGAAAGAGUGAGACGGCCGGCCGUUACGCCAGUUACAGAUUGUGUGUCUAA